AUGUCCCGCUUGCAUCUAUACAAGCAAAAAGGGAACGGCCAACUCUGCGACAGUCACCGUGGUAUCUCCUUGCUGAACAUCGCCGGAAAGAUCUUCGCUCGCAUCCUCCUCAACCGCCUCAAUAAUCAUCUAGAAAAGGGUCUCCUACCGGAAAGCCAGUGUGGCUUUCGUCGUCAUCGUGGGACCACGGAUAUGAUCUUCGCCGCCCGUCAACUUCAGGAGAAGUGUCCGAAGAUGCGGACCCACCUGUACUCUACCUUCGUGGACCUGACGAAAGCCUCUGACACGGUGAAUCGUGAAGGACUGUGGAAGAUCAUUCAGAAAUUCGGCUGUCCGGAGCGAUUCAUUCAGAUGGUGCGCCAGCUGCACGGCGGUAUGAUGGCGCUAGUCACGGACAACGGAGCUGUCUCAGAAACAUUCGCAGUGACCAACGGAGUGAAGCAGGGCUGCGUGCUGACGCCUACUUCCUUCAGUCUUAUGUUCUCUGCCAUGCUGAUGGACGCCUACCUCGACGAAUGCCCCGGGAUCCGCAUCGCCUACAGGACGGACUGUCACCUCCUGAAUCAACGGCGGAUGCACUUCCAAUCUCGCGUAUCCACAACUACCGUUCACGAACUUCUCUUCGCCGACGACUGCGCCCUGAACACCACCUCGGAAGAGGAGAUGCAACGGAGCAUGGGCCUGUUCUCCGCCGCCUGCGAGAACUUCGGUCUGAUCAUCAACACGCAGAAGACGGUGGUCAUGCAUCAACCGCCACCUGACACAGCCGCUCCCCACAACGCGCCGUCGCCGCAAAUCAGUGUGAACGGAACCCGGCUGCAAGUGGCGGAGAACUUCCCGUACCUGGCCAGCACCCUCUCCCGUUGCACCAAAAUCGAUGACGAAGAGGCCCGCAGGAUUUCGAAUGCCAGUGAAGCCUUCGGUCGCCUCCAAAGCACAGUUUGGAAUGGUCAUGAUCUCUAA
Messenger RNA from Spirometra erinaceieuropaei, 963 nucleotides. Lineage: Eukaryota; Metazoa; Platyhelminthes; Cestoda; Diphyllobothriidea; Diphyllobothriidae. The record is from the annotation of a GenBank genome assembly.